UGGCGUUCCGCGCAAACAUAAAUUUCAAGUCGACGAAAGCUAUCAAAUUGAUAAAAAAAGGAAGUGGAAGUUUUUAGUUGGAGAUAUUAAUUCUUUGUUUAAAAUGACGGAGCAAGAAGUCAAAUCUCUUCCUGAGACAUUAGAAAAAUUAUUUAGAUAUAUAGACGAUCAUAAAGUAGAAUAUAUUGAUAAUCUAAGAGAAGCAGUUGCUAUAAAAUCUGUUUCCGCGUGGCCAGAUCAUAGAAAUGAAAUAAUUAAUAUGGUAAAAUGGACCGAAGUGAAAUUGAAAGAGCUAGGUGCCACAACGGAAUUAGCCGAUAUAGGAGUACAAAAAUUACCGAACGAUACUGAAAUUCCAUUGCCACCGGUACUUUUAGGAAAUCUUGGUUCUGAUCCUAACAAAAAAACUAUUCUUUUAUAUGGACAUUUAGAUGUGCAGCCUGCGCUCAAAGAAGACGGAUGGGAUACAGAGCCUUUUAUCCUUAUCGAAAAAGAUGAUAAACUUUAUGGACGCGGUAGUACGGACGAUAAAGGACCAGUUUUAUGUUGGAUUCACGCGCUUCAAGCUUACAAAGCCAUCGGUGCUGACAUUCCAGUUAACUUGAAGUUUGUAUUCGAAGGUAUGGAAGAAAGUGGCAGCGAAGGAUUAGACGAAUUACUUUGGAAACGUAAAGAUACUUUUUUAAAAGGAACAGAUUAUGUUUGCAUAUCUGAUAACUAUUGGUUGGGGACUACGAAACCUUGUAUUACGUAUGGAUUAAGAGGAAUUUGUUAUUUCCAAAUCGAAGUAACUUGCGCGAGCAAAGAUUUGCACAGCGGGACGUUCGGUGGUAUUGUACACGAAGCAAUGGCGGAUCUCAUUUAUUUGAUGAAUACCUUAGUAGAUAUCAAUGGGAAAAUAUUGAUAAAUGGAAUUUAUGACAAUGUUGCUCCUAUCACUGUUCAAGAAUUAAACAGUUACGAAACUAUUGAAUUUGACGUAAAUGAACUUCGCGAGUCUUGCGGAGCGAUUAAAUUACCUCAUAACGAGGACAAGAUUCAACUUUUGAUGCACCGUUGGAGACAGCCAAGUUUGUCCCUUCAUGGAAUCGAAGGAGCUUUUAGCGAGCCCGGUGCGAAAACUGUUAUUCCAAGAAAAGUUAUUGGCAAAUUUUCGAUUAGAUUAGUACCCAAUAUGACGCCCGAUCAAACUGUCGAAAAAGUAACAAGUUAUUUGAAAGAAAAAUGGGAAGCUAGAAAAAGUCCAAAUAUAUUUAACGUGAUUAUGAAUCAUGGAGGUAAACCAUGGUCAGAAAAUCCUGAUCAUCCGAAUUACGUAGCUGGACGAAACGCUACUAAACACGUUUAUAAGGUCGAACCUGAUCUUUCUCGCGAAGGUGGAUCUAUUCCAGUUACUCUUACGAUCCAAGAGGUCACAGGUAAAAAUGUUUUGCUCUUACCUGUUGGAGCAGGCGAUGAUGGAGCACAUUCUCAAAAUGAGAAGUUAAAUAUAUAUAAUUACAUCCAAGGUACAAAAUUAUUGGGUGCUUAUCUCUAUGAAGCUGCCAAUGUUUAAAGUACGAUUAAGAUUAUAUAAAAAGAACAUUAAACUCUGAUAUUGAAUAUUAAUUAUUACAUCACGGUAAUACUUAUUAUAUCGAUUCUUAAAGUUCCAAUUACAUUAUUAUUUCUUUACAAAAUUUUUAAUCUGUAAAGAAAGAUCGCGAAGGUGCAGGCUUUUUCAUAUUCAUAUAAAGAUUUAUAUAAAAUUUUAUAAAAGAUUAUGUUCUGUAAAUUAAUCUGAUUAAAACGAAUCUGCAUAAUAGA
Messenger RNA from Vespula pensylvanica (western yellowjacket), 1806 nucleotides. It is a transcript of the gene Cndp2, whose product is annotated as cytosolic non-specific dipeptidase. Gene Ontology annotation, molecular function: metallodipeptidase activity. The coding region runs from base 104 to 1555 and encodes 483 amino acids. Gene Ontology annotation, biological process: proteolysis. The transcript has 6 exons. The record is from RefSeq and is a predicted model, not a curated record. NCBI's taxonomy places the organism in Eukaryota, Metazoa, Arthropoda, Insecta, Hymenoptera, Vespidae.